Talaromyces stipitatus ATCC 10500 is the source of this 1790-nucleotide messenger RNA. RefSeq names its product yapsin, putative. NCBI's taxonomy places the organism in Eukaryota, Fungi, Ascomycota, Eurotiomycetes, Eurotiales, Trichocomaceae. The record is from RefSeq and is a predicted model, not a curated record. The transcript has 3 exons. Gene Ontology annotation, biological process: proteolysis. The coding region runs from base 270 to 1703 and encodes 477 amino acids. Gene Ontology annotation, molecular function: aspartic-type endopeptidase activity.
AUCAGUGACAGAGACUGCCAUGGACGAACGCCACAAAGUAAUAGUCCCCGACUUAACGUUGACAUGCGUGUCCAUUUCGCCACAUCACCCGGCGGCUUAAAGAUGGGUCAAAGACCAGGGCACAGAAAUCUCCACAAGACGAAAAUCCAGACAACUUGGAUGUGGUGACCAGUGUACAGCUACCUCGGAAAAAUUGAUCUCAAUACAAUAUCCUUGUUUACCGCACACACUUUUUUUUUUUCGGGAAUCAAUAUCAAUCCCUCAUCACAAUGCGUGUGACAGUUUCGUUGCCGUUCAUCGUCCUAACGACGGUGUCAGUUGGCAAUGCACUGUCUCUUUAUAGACGAGAUGCGCCAGCAGUCCUGGAGGCCCCGAUAAUACGCAGACAGUCGGCAGGGACCUUGGACAAAAGAAGCACUUCUCCACUGGACGUCUCUAUUAUGAACAUGCAAAAUUCAAGCUAUUGGUUUAACUUGACAUUGGGAACACCUCCCCAGAAUUUCACACUCUCUCUAGAUACAGGUAGUAGUGACUUAUGGGUCGUUGCGGCUCCCGGAUCAGGCAAGCAAGGAGGUGUUUACGACUCUAGCUCUUCAUCUUCUUUCAAGUCACUAGGUCUUGGAUAUAAUGCGACGUACGCCUAUGGCACUACGGCUCUUGGUACCUAUGCCACGGAUACUCUCGGUUUGGGGGAUGCGACUGUGAAAGACUUCCAGUUUGUCGUUGUCAAUGAAACUUCCUCUGACGUCGGUAUUGCUGGUGUCGGAUACAACAUCUCCACAUACGCAGCUGGACAAAACAAAACAUACAACAACCUGCCUUAUGCCUUGACUGCGAACGGCAUCACCAAAUCCACCGCCUACAGUCUCUGGAUGGACGGCACGGAUGCAGACACUGGUAUUCUACUAUUCGGAGGAGUCAACAAGGCCAAGUACAUUGGUGAACUGCAAACUCUCCCAGUUGUUCCUGUCUAUAACAAUUACUAUUCACUCGCGCUCGCCUUGACUGAAGUCAUUGUACAAACCGGGGACAAGUCCACUAGCUCUACGACGAAUCUACCACUAGCAGUUUCGCUAGAUACAGGCUCACCUUUUAUCUUGUUACCAGACGCUCUUGUUUCCGAAAUCUACAAGUCUCUGAAUGCGACAUUCUCCGACAAGGAUGGGGUCGCUUACGUGAACUGUGAUUUGAUGACCACCAACUAUAACGUAACAUUCAGUCUUUCCGGAGCGAAGAUUAAUGUCGGUCUCAGUCAACUGGUAUUAUACGAGGCCUUUUCGGACUGGCCCAAGAAUAGUUGUUUGCUUGGUAUUGCUCCCGGUAAAGCUGGUGUAAAUCUCCUUGGAGACACUUUCCUCCGCAGUGCAUACGUCGUCUAUGACCUCGAGAACAACGAAAUCUCCCUCGCCAAUACUAACUUCAACCCCGGAAAAGAUGAUAUCCUGGAGAUUGGGACAGGCGCCAAUGCAGUGCCAGGGGCAACGAUUGUUCCUUCCGCUGUCUCGACUGCUACAGGGAAUGGAGUUGAGACGGCGACUACGGGAGUGGUGAGUGCCACUGGAGUGACCACCACUGCUAGUGCGAGUUCAGGGGGCUCUUCAAAAUCAACUUCCACUUCCUCCGGCAUCGCAGCAUUGGCCACCGGCAAUGCGAAACACUUUCUUUCCGGGCUCGCUGGUGCCGGGCUUUUCCUUCUAUUCUAGAUAUUUCACUACGGCCGCUCAGCAGCCCGCUGAUUCUUUUUUUUGUAUGCUCUUUUCUGACCUAAAGAUUUAUCAAGCUUGUCGAUU